CCUUCUAACAUAGAUUUUCACAAUUUGCAUUUGCAUGAUCAGUCAGUCAUUCAGUCAGCAGUCCAAUUAUUCUUCACUUGUCUGAAUCUCUGAGUUCUGACCACUCCACACUGAGAAACAAACAAGAAGAAGAAAACAGAACUCACCAUUCAAUUAUUUCACUUCGUUUUUCAUUUUUUUGCAUAAUCACUUAUGGAGGAAAGGCCAGAGACUGAACUAAUAUCAAUACCUGCCACCCCUCGCGCGUCGACGCCGGAGAUACUGACCCCUUCCGGUCAGAGGUCGCCGAGGAAGGAAUCCAGCACGGCGAAGUCAUGGACUCCGACUUCGUUCAUUUCGCCGAGGUUCUUGAGCCCUAUUGGGACUCCCAUGAAGAGGGUUUUGACUAAUAUGAAGGGAUAUUUGGAGGAGGUGGGGCACUUGACGAAGCUGAAUCCUCAAGAUGCUUGGCUUCCCAUUACGGAAUCGCGCAAUGGGAAUGCACAUUAUGCGGCUUUUCAUAAUCUGAAUGCUGGUGUGGGAUUUCAGGCCUUGGUCUUGCCAGUUGCUUUCUCUUUUCUUGGAUGGAGUUGGGGAAUAAUUUCUUUAAUUAUAGCCUACAUCUGGCAGCUAUACACUCUAUGGAUUCUAGUUCAGCUACAUGAAGCAGUUCCUGGGAAGAGAUACAAUAGAUACAUUGAACUAGCCGAAGCAGCCUUUGGGGAGCGAUUGGGUGUCUGGCUUGCUCUUUUCCCCACUGUUUACCUAUCAGCAGGGACUGCAACGGCUUUGAUUCUUGUGGGAGGGGAGACCAUGAAACUAUUCUUUCAGAUAGUUUGUGGUCCCCUCUGUUCGUCUAAUCCUCUGACGACUGUUGAGUGGUAUUUGGUAUUUACGUCCUUGUGCAUCGUAUUAUCCCAGCUUCCGAACCUCAAUUCAAUUGCCGGACUCUCGCUAGUUGGGGCGGUGACUGCAAUCACGUACUCGACCAUGGUGUGGUUGCUCUCUGUAAGCCAACCUCGACCACCCGCAAUUUCGUACCAACCCCUUUCACUGCCUACAGCAACAGCUUCUGUGUUUUCCGUCUUGAAUGCACUCGGUAUCAUAGCAUUUGCAUUUAGAGGCCACAAUUUAGUCCUUGAAAUUCAGGUUCUCUCUCUCCCUCUCCUGGCUUAUGGAAACCUCAUGCCUUCUGGAGGAAUUCUUAAUGCGUUAUUCGGAUUUCAUAGUCACGAUAUUUCAAGGGGCCUUCUUGCAAUGACAUUUCUUCUUGUUGUGUUUAACUGCUUGAGCAGUUUCCAGAUAUACUCAAUGCCGGUUUUUGACAGUUUUGAAGCCAGCUAUACAAGCCGUACAAAUCGUCCUUGCUCUAUUUGGGUGCGCUCCGGUUUCAGAGUUUUCUAUGGAUUUGUCAAUUUACUUAUAGGGGUGGCACUCCCUUUCCUGUCAAGCCUUGCCGGUUUAUUAGGAGGUCUCACUCUUCCAGUCACCUUCGCAUACCCGUGCUUCAUGUGGGUUCUUCUUAAAAAGCCAACAAAGUACAGCUUCAAUUGGUACUUCAACUGGAUUCUUGGUUGGUUGGGGAUUGCAUUUAGCUUGGCCUUCUCUAUGGGGGGUAUUUGGAGUAUUGUAAACAGUGGGCUUAAGCUGAAAUUUUUCAAGCCGAACUGACGAAUGAACUGAUAAAUUACCUUAAAAGGCGUGUGGUUUGGUAAGUUGGAUUAGACGUUCUGGACAAUGUUAAAGAAGAAAAUGAAGUUAAUAUCUUGUCUCGUCUAUCAUGUCUAGUAUUGCAUAUGGAACAUGCGAAAAAGGUUUCUACUAUAGUGUGUUUAACCAGUAUCAUCUUAUGGUUUUGAUCCUGGCUAGCUGAUUAAAGGCUUCCAGAUUUUGUUUAAGAAAAAAUUGCUGAAUGUUUUAUUCUACCAGUUUAUAAUUCGUAGUUGCAAUUUGGGUUUA
Olea europaea var. sylvestris is the source of this 1938-nucleotide messenger RNA. Its product is annotated as lysine histidine transporter-like 8. NCBI's taxonomy places the organism in Eukaryota, Viridiplantae, Streptophyta, Magnoliopsida, Lamiales, Oleaceae. The record is from RefSeq and is a predicted model, not a curated record. Gene Ontology annotation, cellular component: plasma membrane. The coding region runs from base 193 to 1650 and encodes 485 amino acids. The transcript is spliced from 4 exons.